Molecule: messenger RNA, 2781 nt
Organism: Cornus florida
Lineage: Eukaryota; Viridiplantae; Streptophyta; Magnoliopsida; Cornales; Cornaceae
Product: N-acetylglucosaminyl-phosphatidylinositol biosynthetic protein gpi1
Exons: 10
Coding region: 330-2516 (728 amino acids)
Biological process (GO): GPI anchor biosynthetic process
Cellular component (GO): membrane
Source: RefSeq, a predicted model, not a curated record
AAGAAUAGCGUAACUUGGUAAACAAACACCAUUCUUCAUCCCAAAAACAAAGAAAAGGUUUCCAGAGUUUCAUACCCUUCACUCUUCGCUACUACUGUAACUACUCUCUCCAUUUUCUCGAUCGUUCGCUGGCAAGAGACUGUUCUUGUUUUCUCUCACUAUUCUUACAUUACUCAUGGUUUUGCUGCUUUGAUUUCUCAUGGUUUCUCAGAGGGCGAUGAAAAUCAUGUUUCAAUUUUAUUGUCAUCUCCGUAUGCAAUGAUUGAUCAUUGGAAGGCAAUUAUAGGAUAUUCACGAUCUAUGAUCUAGAGCUUAGCUAAGAUCAUAAGAUGAAAACGAGAAGGAAGUGUAGGCUUUGGUGGCCAAAACAGCUCUUAUCAACUGAACUGUCAUCCUCCACAAUUCUAUUUGGAUGGUUUGUAUCGUCCUCGCCGGCUUAUCUUGACAUCGUAGUGGCUUUUGCAUGUGAUGAGCUUUCACUUUCUGCUUCCAAACCUGGUCUACAGGGGAUCCUUCGUAAAACAAAUGGAAACCUGCCAGUACUUUUACAAGAUAAAUGUAUGCUCUCUGUUCUAGGUCAUUGUGCUUUAGAUUGCUGCAGCAAUGGUCAACUGCUACGGGGAGUGGAAGAAGAUAAUCAAAUUAAAUCGAGCCAUGGUAGCAUAUGUCGAUGCAGCAGUCAAGAUGUGCUUGGAGAAAAUUAUGAAAGAUUGAACUGUGGAUGCCACAAACUUGAUGGAGUAUUAGAACAAUGCAGGCUUUCGUGCAUUGAAAAUAAUAAUUGGAUCCAGCUUGUAUACGAUUCUCAUAAAUACACUAGUAGAAAAAUUGAGUGGAUUCCUGAAUUGCAUCACAUACACUGGAACCAGCAAACAGUUUCACACUUUGAUCUCCAUGUAGUGUUCUAUGAUUCUCCUAAAUUUGGUGCUCACCAUUUCUCGUUGGGUUUUUGGAGUUCUUCUGAACAACUGAAAACUCCUCCCAGGAGACCUAAAUGGGUUGAAGGACUUGACCAAAAGCAGCCAUUCCUUGACUUGGAUACUGUCAUAUUGGCAAUAAACAGUGCCACUGCUGCCAAGUUAUUCUAUGAGAAACAUGUUGGCCCUAAAAGAUCUACUGCUCACUUUGCCAUUGUUUGCACGUUUUUUACCUUCACAUGGCAACUGUUGGCUGUGUCCAUGGCUUCAUUUUCCACUAUGUUCUAUAUUGUUCUUCAGUUCCUCCAUGUCUUAUUUAGUUAUGGAUCACAAUCUUGGAUAUACGUCACACUACAAAAACUAUUCAGCAAUACAUGGAAAAAUAUUCAAAUCCGUUGUUGUCAGAUCUUUUAUUGGCCAAUCUUUCUUCAUGAUAAUGGUCUCAGGUCUCGAUCAUGCGUUGAAUAUGCGGAGAAAGCGGCAUUACUUAAGCAUUCUAUGUGGUCAAGUCUAGCUGUUGAUGUUCUUUUGGGAAACUUGCUUGGUCUAGUAUUGCUGAUUCAUGCACAAUCUGCUUGCCUAUGGAUUUCUUACUUUGCCAAUGACAUCAUGAACUAUUGGUUGCGGACUGGUUGUGUGUGGUUGAUGGGAGUUCCAGCGGGUUUCAAGUUGAACACACAGUUGGCAGGAGUUCUUGGCAUGAUUUCUCUUAAUGCAAUCCAAAUUUGGUCAACGCUUUGGUUCUUUGUGGGGUUACUCUCCAUUUAUUUUAUUAAAGGACUUGCUGUGUCUGGGAUUCUUUUUGGGCUCACUACACCUGCUGCUUUGAUCAUAGAUAUUAUUUCUCUAGCAACAUUACAUGUGUCAGCUCUUCAUUGGUCAAUCUCACUACUCUAUUCAAAGCAGAUACAAGCAAUAGCAGCUUUAUGGCGCCUUUUCAGGGGCCGAAAGUGGAAUCCUCUUCGUCUAAGAUUUGAUAGCUAUGACUACACCGUGGAGCAACACAUUGUUGGAUCUCUUCUGUUUACGCCACUAUUACUUCUUCUACCAACCACUUCUGUUUUCUAUAUUUUCUUCACCAUUAUUAGCACAACCAUUAGCUUCAUCAGCAUAAUAAUUGAGGUCACCAUAUCUGUCAUUCAUGCUACACCUUACACCAAAAUUUUCCUUUGGUUGGUGAGGUCGAGAAGAUUUCCUUCUGGGAUAUGGAUUGAAGUUAUAUCUUGUCAGAGUAACACAAGUAAUUCUCCAGAGAUUGGAUGUCUUACUGAUGGCUUGCCAUCUGAGGAGUCACAGCAAACAAUGGAUUUCAGCAGCAGUAGAUCCACUGUUUUGGUUUCAUUUCUUCACAGCAACUUUUUGAACAUACGACAAAUAGUCUUGCCGCACUAUGGACUUGCUUUUUCUGCGGUUUCUAGGUCAUUUGUUGCUUCAUCGGCUUAUGGAGUUCUCACUGGAAGAAGUAUUCCAUCUACUUUGGGGACUCGUCUGCCUUCGAUUAUGCCAUGGAUAUUCAUCCCCUACAAAGAGUAUUGGUGCCUUUGCCGUGAUGCAAUUCUGACAUGCAAGGCAGAUAACGACUAUUUUGUAUUUGGAUGAUCCAACACACUUAAUCUGACCAAGUUUGAUUCAUUCUUUCUUCCCGAGUAACCAAUUCUUUGCUGCUUGAUUUGUAAAUUCCUCUCAUUGUUUCCACUGAGAUUCGUGUUAUUCACCACAACUUCAUGUUGUGCUAGCCAUCAUUGGUUCAAUUUUGUAAGAUUUUGUUCUAUGCAUGAAAUUUCAGACAAUUCUUCUUUCUCCAUAUAGGCUGUCUAAUUGUACAAUUUUCCAUAUUUAAAAUGCAAUUGUUCCUCUUAGCAUA